Molecule: messenger RNA, 2292 nt
Organism: Malus domestica (apple)
Lineage: Eukaryota; Viridiplantae; Streptophyta; Magnoliopsida; Rosales; Rosaceae
Product: aminopeptidase P1
Molecular function (GO): metalloaminopeptidase activity
Source: RefSeq, a predicted model, not a curated record
UCGAAAGCAAACUACAUUGUUCAGAUUCACUCUCGCAUUCACUCUCUCUUCGUUUUUUCGACGAUUCCAAAUUCGUCGCCGAAAAACAAAUAUGGCGGACACUCUCGCCGCUCUGAGGUCUCUAAUGGCGUGCCACUCUCCGCCUCUCGACGCCUUGGUCGUCCCUUCUGAAGAUUAUCACCAGAGUGAGUAUGUUUCGGCACGAGACAAACGGCGUGAGUUCGUUUCCGGCUUCACCGGGAGUGCUGGUUUGGCACUUAUAACGAAGAAUGAAGCGCGGCUAUGGACCGAUGGUCGGUACUUUUUGCAGGCAACGCAGGAACUCAGUGACCAGUGGCAGCUUAUGCGAAUGGGAGAAGACCCGACUGUCGAUGUCUGGAUGGCAAAUAAUCUUCCUGAAGGUUCAGCCAUUGGUAUUGAUCCUUGGUGCACGUCAAUAAACACCGUGCAACUAUGGGAGCGUGCCUUUGCCAAGAAACGACAGAAGUUGGUUCAGACUUCCACAAAUUUGGUGGACGAAGUUUGGAAAAAUCGGCCCCCUGUGGAAAUUAAUCCCGUCAUUGUACAUCCUUUGGAAUAUGCUGGUCGUUCUGUUGUGGAUAAGUUGAAGGAUUUAAGACAAAAAAUCGUACAAGGGAACACUCGUGGUAUAAUUAUCUCAGCGCUUGAUGAGGUUGCUUGGUUGUAUAAUAUUCGUGGCACUGAUGUUGCCUACAGUCCAGUUGUUCAUGCAUUUGCUAUCGUGACAUCCAACUCGGCUUUCUUUUAUGUUGACAAAAUGAAGGUUUCCGCUGAGGUAAACUCUUAUUUGGAAGAAAAUGGGAUUGAUGUCCGGGACUAUAAAGCAGUGAGCUCGGAUGUUGCCUUGCUUGCGUCUAAUCAGCUCAAACCUUCAUCUACAGUUAAAGGAACUGAAGCUGAAAAGGCUAAUGGUGGAAACAAAGCAGAAGAAACAGAUAAUGACCUCAUAUGGGCUGACCCUGGUUCAUGCUGUUAUGCUUUGUAUUCAAGACUGAACCCUGAAAAAGUUAUUUUACAGCAGUCGCCUUUGGCCCUAGCAAAAGCUCUAAAGAACCCGGUCGAAUUGGAAGGGUUAAAGAAAGCUCAUAUCCGGGAUGGUGCAGCUGUUGUGCAAUAUCUUGUGUGGUUUGAUAAGCAGGCGCAGGAGAUAUAUGGGGCUUCUGGUUUCUUUUUGGAGGGGGAGGCAACAGAUAAGAAAAACCACUUGAAAACUACAAAGCUAACCGAGGUGACUGUAAGUGAUAAGCUGGAGGGCUUUCGAGCAUCAAAAGAGAACUUUAGAGGUUUAAGUUUCCCUACUAUUUCGUCUGUUGGCCCAAAUGCGGCAAUCAUGCAUUAUUCACCGGAAGCAGAAACUUGUGCUGAGUUUGAUCCAGACAGCAUAUAUCUUUUUGACUCUGGGGCACAGUAUCUUGAUGGAACAACUGAUAUAACACGGACGGUUCAUUUUGGUAAACCUUCAGCGCAUGAGAAAGCAUGCUAUACGGCAGUCCUCAAAGGUCAUAUAGGUCUCGGGAAUGCUCGAUUUCCUAAUGGAACCAAUGGUCAUGCCCUUGACAUUCUUGCUCGAGUUCCUUUGUGGAAGAGUGGUCUAGAUUAUCGACAUGGUACUGGUCAUGGGAUUGGGUCUUAUCUAAAUGUUCAUGAAGGUCCACAUUCGAUUAGUUUCAGACCACAUGCUCGAAAUGUCCCGCUGCAAGCUUCCAUGACUGUAACAGAUGAACCUGGAUACUACGAGGACGGCAAUUUCGGUAUAAGAUUGGAGAACGUGCUUAUAGUCAACGAAGCUGAUACAAAAUUCAACUUCGGUGACAAGGGUUACUUACAAUUUGAGCAUAUAACUUGGGCACCAUACCAGAGAAAGUUGAUCGACUUGAGUCUUUUAGUACCUGAAGAAUUGGAAUGGCUCAACACCUACCAUGCCAAAUGCAAGGAUAUUCUGGCUCCAUACUUGGAUGAAUCUGAGAAGGCGUGGCUGAAAAGAGCCACUGAACCCAUAAGCGUGUGAGCCGCAUCCCUCCCUCGUCUCUCCAAGAGAAUCAGAAACGUGAGCUUUCUGAACGUGCAUAUUGACUCAAUAAUCAAGAUGAGUAGCAUCUCUUGUGCCAUGCGUUUUUAUGAUUAUUUAUUUGGAAACUUUGCUUCCUUCUUUUACAAGUCUUCGUUGUUUAGACAUCGAUGAUGCAUUCCUACUUUCCAAUGUUACCGAGAAAUCGGACCUAUGACACCGAUGAUUGGAUUCUGUGGACUGUUAGCCUUGACGAUUGGUUA